Striga asiatica is the source of this 2313-nucleotide messenger RNA. Lineage: Eukaryota; Viridiplantae; Streptophyta; Magnoliopsida; Lamiales; Orobanchaceae. The record is from the annotation of a GenBank genome assembly.
AGUUACUUGAUAUAUACCUGGUUCUAUUAUCUAUCAUAAAAAUGAAAAUGAAUAAGAUUUAGUGAAGUACAAAAACACAACUAUAUUUCAAGAUCUGAAAUGAUCUUUAAGUUUAUUUCCAUAUCUGCAAAACCUAUUUUAAUUUGAUAGAAGAUAUUUGUUUAGAAAAUAGAUAUGUAAAAAGGGUAUUUGGCAUAUAUCUUAACUAAGAGGGUACUUUAAAAUUUGAAAUUGUUUGAUUCAUUUAGUAACACUGGUUUAAAAUAUACUCACUGUAACUAUCCGUGUCUUGGAACUUCUUUUCCCUUUUGCAACUUAAUCUUAUUUUUGUUUCUAUGUUUUCUGGCUUUGCUGAAUGAAAUUUGUUAAUUUGUUCCUUGUUGAGACUAAAAAAAUGAGAACAUACAAUGCUAGCUGUGUAAAAUUCUUUCUGAAAAUGCUUAGUUGGUCAAUUGGAAUGCCUAGAAACACUUCCUUUUUGGAGCAUGUGACUUUUUAGGCAUGUUUUUGAGUAUCAAAAGUUUGUGUAAAUAGGAAAUGGAGAUUAUUAAGUUUCCAUGUAGUGGAUGCUAAUGUAUUGUAAUCAGAAGCAGAAUCACAAAUCUAGAGCAAGAUCAAAUGAAGUAGAAUGGAGGUAUAAGUCUUCACACACACACAUAUUUGAUUUUACUUAUUUCAGCCAGAAGUUGAUAAUCAAGUGACUUGCAGAAAAAGGUAAAAUUAAAUAAAAAAAAAUGGACAAGAAUGAUAAUCACCAUUUUGUCCUUGUCCAUGGAGAUUGUCAUGGCGCAUGGUGUUGGUACAAGCUAGCGACACUGCUUAAAUCUAAAUCUCACAAAGUCAGCGCAAUCGAUAUGGCGGGCUGUGGCACAAACCUCAAAUCGGUCGAAUUCGAAAUUGUGUCCAUAACGGACUAUAUUGCCCCUUUAAUGCUAUUCAUGGAGGCCCUACAUGAUGAUGAGAGAGUGAUACUGGUUGGACAUAGCAGGGGUGGAAUUGACAUUUCCAUUGCCAUGGAAAGAUUUCCCCAAAAAAUUGUUGUGGCAGUUUUUGUAAGUGCAGCCAUGCCCGGCCCUCAUCUUGAUCUCCCAACUGUCUCCAAAGAGUUUGGCAGAAGAUUGGGUUCACCCAUGGACAAUGAGUAUGCUUACUGUCAAGGAAAGGACAAACCUCCAACAUCCUACCGAUUUGGCCCAAAAUUCUUGGCAUCAACUAUGUAUCAACUUUCACCGCCCGAGGAUUUGACUCUGGCGACACUCUUGAUGAGGCCAUCCCCUCUGUUUGUUGAUUUUCACCGCCCAUCCGAAGAAACUGCUCUAACAAGGGAAAAUUACGGUUCAAUCCCUCGUGUAUACGUUGUUUGUGAUGAGGACAAGCUGAUGAAUGUUGAGAUGCAGAGGUGGUUGAUCGAGAACAACUGGCCAGAUGAUGUAAAAGUGAUCGAGGGUUCGGAUCAUAUGGUCAUGAUGUCCAAGCCGCAUGAUUUGGCUUUGUGUUUGCUGGAGAUUGGAGACAAAUAUUGGCCUUUCUUCAACAAUUAAGGGCAUGAUUGCCCUGCUCCGUCGCUCUGAACACCCCGCUCUCACCCUUCGGAGUUCUCGACCCUGCUCUCACCCUCCGGCGAUCUCGACCUCGCUCUCAGUCUCUCACCCUCUAGGCUCGCUCGUCAUUCCACCAGCUUCGUCAAUUUAGGAGGUCCACCAUCGACGAAUGACGCAUCGGCUGCAAGUCAGACAUCAAAAUUGAAGAGGAGCUGUCCGGGGAGUUCAAGUGUUGCAGCUGAUGCUACUGCAUGUACUGGGAUUGCAGGGGACGGUAAAUAUACGAGAAGGUCGAUAGUUAAGGAUCACUUCACACAGAUUCUGGUUGAAGGUAUAUCCAGAGCCGAAUGCAACCAUUGCCAUAAAAUGUAUAAAUGUUAUACUCGAAGGAAUGGUAGGUCUGCACUUCUUCACUAUAUGUCGGUUUGUAAAGCUCAUCAAAAUGUGACAAAAAAAAAAAAACAACUGAAAUUGAAUUUGCAAUCAAUAGCUGAGGGUGAUGAAGUGGUAGGAAGUCUAACUAGCUGGAAAUUUGAUCAAGAAGCCAUUAGGUCAGAACUAGCUAGAAUGGUCAUUAUUGAUGAGCUUCCAUUUCGGUUUGUGGAAGGUGAUGGAUACAAAGUCUUCAUGUCGAUUACACAACCUAGGUUUAAAAUACCCUCUCGUUGAACUUUGUCUCGAGAUUGUUAUCAGUUAUACCUAGAUGAGAAGUUAAAAUUAAGAAAUUACUUCAAAAGGUAUGGAAAGACAAUUUCUAUUACUAUAGAUACUU